This is a messenger RNA of Microthlaspi erraticum, 504 nucleotides long. The record is from the annotation of a GenBank genome assembly. Lineage: Eukaryota; Viridiplantae; Streptophyta; Magnoliopsida; Brassicales; Brassicaceae.
AUGCCACAUUCGAUCAUUCUCCAUUCAAGUUUUCGAGUCCCUAACGUCAGAACUCGAUGCUCACCCCACCGGUUAUGGUCAAACCUUGAAUUCUUCAUCAGUCGGAUCAAACCCAAGAAAACUCCUCACGCUCUUGAGACGACAAGCUCUCACCUUGAGGUGCCGAGAAGAAGCAGAGCUCACGGUCUUUCACGAAGGAGAACAAGAGCCGAGGACGAGCCAAAGACAUGGUCAAGAAGAGCUCGUGAAAUACGGACCGCGAAGCGUGUUCCAGAGUUCGAUACGCAGCGACUUCUCGCUACAGACUUCCCAGGCAAUCUCAAGAGGAUUUCGGUGAUGAGAUCAGUUGAGAUCGUCUCUGAGUUUUCUUCUUUUGCAUUCGUCGUUGAGGUCGAAGAAGAAGGUCGAGAGACGUACUGCCGCCGCUGUGUUUUCAUGCUAGAUCCUCUCGUCGGCUACUACACUUUGAAAGCAACAACAUUUAGAAUCCAAAUGUACAGUUAA